CCUGUGACUUCAGGAUCUGUAAACAUCAAGUGAGCAAAGAAAAUCCUUUCUUGAUUCAUCUGCAUCAGUGAUAGACACAUACCAGUGUAAGGUCUGACCGUGAGAGAACAAGAUGGAAACUCUGUUUCUCUUCCUUUUCCUGAAAGUUAUUCAAGCUGAAGCCUCGUCUUGGACGCUUCAGGUGCCAUCUUCAAUUAAAGGCCUCCCUGGAUCCUGUGUGGUGAUUCCCUGCUCAUAUAACUACCCUGAUCCGAGGAAGACGGUCACUCAAUUCACUGGGAUUUGGCAGGAGGACACAAAUAAGCUUAUCUAUCACCCUGUUGCCUCUAAAAUCAUGCAGCAGUAUCAAGGUCGAACCGAGCUGGUGGGAGAUGUCAGACAAAAGAACUGUUCACUGAAGAUUGAUCCUCUUCAACAAAGUGACCGUGGGCCUUUUCAUUUCAGGAUCGAAAUUGGAAACUAUGAAAGUUUUUCUUACCUGCAGAACAAAGUCUCCAUUACAAUGAUAACUGAACCAAAUCCCAUCAAUUUCUCUGUGAAAGAGGAAGUGGAGGAGGGUGUAAAGGUGUCUGCGUCCUGCUCUGUGUCUCACUCCUGCCCCGCCUCUCCCCCUGUCUUCACCUGGAGUCACUCUGGACAAGAACAUUUCCAACCACAGCAGCUUGAAAAUGGCCAGUGGGAAGCAACGUCCACGCUGACCUUUCAACCCACCCGCACUGAUAACAACAAGCCUUUACAAUGCACCGUAACAUACAAGGGAGGGCAGCACCAGAAAACAUCCAAGGUCCUCAACGUAAAAUAUGCCCCUGUGAAUGUGAAGGUUGAAUACAAGUCAAAUGUAAAGGAGGGAGAGGAUGUGAGGCUGAAAUGCACCAGUGAUGCUCACCCUGCCAGCAACUUUGAGUGGCGAAGUGACACUGGUGCUCAACUGCACAAGGGAAACCUCUACAUGCUGAAAAACGUCUCCAGACACACAGGUGCCCUGUAUUGUAUUGCCAUCAACAAAAUGGGACAAGGCAGAUCAAGCCCUGUUCAGCUCAACGUGUCAUAUGCCCCUGAGAUUAAGAACGUCUCUUCCUGCUCCUCAGAGGGGGAUAUGGUGAAGUGCAUCUGCAUUGUAGAAUCCAAGCCCUCCAGCAUGGUCCAUUUUUUGCUUUCUAACAGAGUCCUGUCAAGUACCAAGGUAGAAAUCCAUGGACCUGUUUCCAUCGGGACUCUGCAGGCAAACUUGGGAUCAUUUAGAUUCAUCCACUGUGUGGCAAACAACACGGUGGGCAAUGCCAACAUCACACUAACUUUUCCGGAUAAAAGUCAGAUACCGACUCUUGCCAUCGCCGGUGGAGCUGCAGCUGCGAUUUUGGUGAUACUAAUAGUGGUGGCAGUGGUUAAGAAAUGUAGGGGGAGAUCUGGAGGUGUGCCACCAUCUCAAAUGCAGACCAUGACAACACACAAAACUGUGGAGGUCCCCCAUUACUCUACAACACCAAGGAAAGAGAUGUGCUAUGAUGAUGAACAGUACCCUAGCAAUGAUCAUAUAUAUGGCAACAUGGAGACUGAAUGGACAACAGAUGAUGAUGCAAUAUACGCCAAUGCAUAAUGUGAACAAGAACAUUCCUGAUUGGUCCAAGAGAACUGCUGCGGUCCAUCUGUGUGUCCUCUCACUGAUGUGAUUAUUAUGUGGUUAAUAUUAUCAUUAUUAUUAUCAUUAUUAUUAUCAUUAUUAUUAUUAUUAUUAUUAUUAUUAUUAUUAUUAUUAUUAUUAUUAUUAUCUGUUCACAUAUAUUUUUCAUAAGUACUCUGUUUGAAAAUAAUCCUAUUAUUCAUGAUCUUUUGUGUCUGCAUGUUUCUCUGUAGUCCAGAAACAAAACUGUUUUGCAGUAACCUGCAUUGCUUGUGUGUGUGUGUGUGUGUGUGUGUGUGUGUUGUAAAGUAUCACGGUUUAAUUCAUAUAUUAAUUUACUUGUAAAUAUGUUUGAUAAUUAUUUGUUUUUGCUCUGUAUCAGUCAUCCAUUACCAGCACACAUUGCUUCACAAGUUACAUUGAAGUGCACCUUUUGAAUUUCCUCUUUAGAGUUCACGAUAGCUUUAUCAGAAUGACAGAUAAGAGUAGAAUUUUGUAAUGCUUGUUUCCCCCUGAAUAAAAUAAUAAGGUAAAGAAA
Messenger RNA from Thunnus maccoyii (southern bluefin tuna), 2159 nucleotides. RefSeq names its product sialic acid-binding Ig-like lectin 14. The record is from RefSeq and is a predicted model, not a curated record. The coding region runs from base 113 to 1597 and encodes 494 amino acids. The transcript has 10 exons. Lineage: Eukaryota; Metazoa; Chordata; Actinopteri; Scombriformes; Scombridae.